UGUGACAUCAUGGUUCCUGGUAAGCAGUUCGGGGACUCGACACCGCCUCCCCCGAGAGAUGAUUUUUGUGGGCCGAGAGGACUGCGAGCUGAUGCUUCAGUCUCGCAGUGUGGACAAACAGCACGCUGUCAUCAACUACAACCCGACCACUGAUGAACACCUGGUGAAGGACCUGGGCAGCCUCAAUGGGACAUUUGUAAACGACCUUCGGAUUCCUGAUCAGACCUACAUCACCCUCAAACUGUCAGACAUCAUCCGCUUCGGAUACGAUAUCCUUCAGACGCACACACGCACUGUUUGUGUGCGUGUCUGUGCGCGCCUGUGUGUUUCUGUGCGUGUGUCUUGAUCUGUG
Messenger RNA from Haplochromis burtoni (Burton's mouthbrooder), 352 nucleotides. RefSeq names its product centrosomal protein of 170 kDa-like. Lineage: Eukaryota; Metazoa; Chordata; Actinopteri; Cichliformes; Cichlidae. Bases 59 to 346 code for a protein of 95 amino acids. Gene Ontology annotation, molecular function: protein binding. The transcript is spliced from 3 exons. The record is from RefSeq and is a predicted model, not a curated record.